AUUUCAAACAACAAAAUCGUUUGAUCUGUUUUAUUGACUGAGAAAGCCACAAACAACUCGCAACAAGUGUACCAGUCGAAAACAACCCAUAAACAACAAUAUGGCUAACAUACAAGUUGGUUUUUUCGAGCACAUCACUAUGAAUUUUGGACAAGAAACAACAACCAAAUUCAAACACUACGCACUUAACAACACAAGACUAAGCAACAUGACAACAAGGAAAAACUUCCUGAUCCAAUGUCGCCGAAAGGGAGUGUUUCCGGCACACAUCGUCAACACCCUAAAAUGCACGCAUCCAUUGCUGGAGGACAGGAGUCCUUACAUGGGAAAACUACAAAGGAUAAUGGACAAAUUCAAAAAGGCGCUGCUUAACAUUGAGAUUAAGCAUACGUUUUACAAGAUCAAGUGUCUAAAACGGGAUUUGGAAAACGGCAAGUUGGACAUCGUUACCUCAGCCAGUCCUGAUAUUGCAUUAGGAUUUAUCACCACCCAGAAUCGGUCGUUCGAAAACAACUUCAACAAGACACAACGGAAGACCAACGAUAAGUUGAACAAGCUUAUGGAAAAAUUGGUUCCGGACGAAACCGUACCAACACUAAACGAACGAUCGAUCCUAAAUGCCACAACACUAACUGUGCCUCCCCAAACAACACUUUUGCUCAGCCUCGGACCGAAGUUCUCACAUCCGGUCACACGCUUAGAGCACAUCCCCAUGUUCCACCUGAUAGCCGAUGUCGAAUCGAUACUCCGUACGUCCGACGACCAAGCAGCCCAAGACAAGAACAGAUGUCUUGCAGCAACACAAAUACAAAACCACAUAUCCCGUAUCAAAUCAAAUCGCUACAAAGAUUCACUUCAAGCGUUUUGUGACAGCGCAACCCGAGAAACAAAACGUUUUCUAGCUGAACAUCCGGAGGUAUGCGUGUUGGAGUCGGACAAGGGCAAACGUAUGGUCCUAAUGAAGGUGACAGAAUAUGACGAGAAGAUGAACGCUCUUCUUACCGACUCGACGUACAAGGUUCUUCCCAAGGACCCAACUCCGAGCGUCGAACGUAAGAACAACAACUUGGUAGACCGACUGCUGGAUUUACACCUUAUCGAUAAGGACACUGGCAAACGGUUGAGGAACAAAACAUCGAUAUGCCCACGCAUCUAUGGUCAACCGAAGGCACACAAGGCAAACCUCCCGUUGCGCCCAGUAGUCCCAAACAUCACGGCGCCGACCUACCAACUCUCCAAGUACCUGUCCAGCAUCCUAAAACAGGCACACCAAAGCAUUUUCAACAUCAAAGACAGCUUCACCUUUGUAGAACAGAUACGGAACGUGACGUUGCCCCCCGACUACUGCUUGGUGUCGUUCGAUGUCGUCUCGCUAUUUACGAACGUCCCUAAACUGUUGGUUAUCCACGACAUCAUUGCGUGCUGGGACGUAAUACAACGGGCAACGGACAUCGACCUCAGCCUUUUCCUCGAAUUGGUAGAGUUUCUGUUGGACAAUAGCUACUUCUGCUUUCGAGGAAAGUUCUACAUGCAAACGUUUGGGACAGCCAUGGGGAGCCCGAUUUCGCCAAUUUUGGCCGACCUCGUCAUGGAGAUUCUCUUGCUGAAUGUACUACGCCAGCUUGAGUUCGAGGUUCCGGUGCUCUACAAAUACGUAGACGAUCUGCUGAUCGCUCUACCAAACAACAAAACUCACGACACGUUGGCGUUGUUCAACAGCUACAACGAACAUUUGCAGUUCACGAUGGAAGAAGAGAGAGACAGCAAAAUACCGUUCCUGGACACCGUCGUCAUCAGGAACCAAGACCAGACCGUGUCAACCGAAUGGUUUUCCAAGCCCAUCGCAUCUGGGCGGCUGUUAAACUACCUGUCGUUUCAUCCAACGGGAAUGAAAAUCAACGUAGCUGCCAACUUCAUCCACCGAGUGACAUCCCUUACGACCGACCAGCCCCUACAACAGCAAAAACAAAUCAUUUUUAAACACCUGCGCCUCAACAAUUAUCCAACAACCCUCAUCAACAGGCUGUGGUCCCGCAAUAACAUGAACAACACAACAGGUAACCACCCGACAACAACAUCAGAAACAGCCCAAACAACAUACAGAUCCUUGCCCCACAUCCCGAUCCUCACUAGUGCACUAAUUAGCUCCUUUAAAAAUGAUUUUCCCAACACUAAAGUAGCCCGCAAAACCCUCAAAACAAAUUCCCAAAUCCUCAAAAACAUCCGUGACCCAGUACAACCUCUGCAAAAGUCCAAAGUUGUUUACAGUAUCCCCUGUAACAACUGCCAAAUGACAUACAUUGGCAUGACUAAAAACAAACUCCAAACCAGAAUGUACGGACACAAGCACGAUGUAAACAAACUUCAAUCUGUAGUGGUAAGUGGCAUUACCAAUAUCGAAGAGCAGAAAGACAAGCUAAAGGAUAGAACUGCGUUAAUUGAACAUUGUAUUGAAGAGGGACACUCGUUUGGUCUGGACAAGGUCCAGAUCAUCGACAGUACAUUCAAAUCCACUGCUCUGCCGAUAUUGGAAAUGUGUCAUAUUGCUGUCAAAACAAACACAGUUAACCACCGUACCGAUGUAGAGAAGCUUGGCACUACCUACACAGGAAUACUACACUCCAUCAACACACAUAUUACACGCAGGAACAAUAUCAGCACAAACACGUCCCUAGAGGAACUCACCAAAAACCAAAAAUGAACCCAACAUUUGAGCCAAAACUAUUGAGCCAAAACUGUACCAAUCCCAUGUUGUCCCAAAAGUAGCCAAGUGAUCGUAACAGUGCGUAGUGAUAGUAUGAGAUCUCUGAACAAAUCUCAUGUUUGUGCAGUAUGUUCUUUAAUUAUGUUUUAUGUUCAAAUCUAACCGUUCAAUUUUGUACCAAUAGCACCACCAACAACACCAUCCCCCUAGACACGUCCCACCGUUUGCAACUAACGUUUUUAACGAUAACGAUUAGACCAUAAUUUCCCUUGAAAAAGGCUCAAACCCGAGCCGAAACGUCGGGCAAUUUCAAACAACAAAAUCGUUUGAUCUGUUUUAUUGACUGAGAAAGCCACAAACAACUCGCAACAAGUGUACCAGUCGAAAACAACC
Molecule: messenger RNA, 3097 nt
Organism: Culex pipiens pallens (northern house mosquito)
Lineage: Eukaryota; Metazoa; Arthropoda; Insecta; Diptera; Culicidae
Exons: 2
Coding region: 101-2701 (866 amino acids)
Source: RefSeq, a predicted model, not a curated record